AUGGAGACCAUUGUAACAAGGCCGGCAGUCUCCUGCUGCCGGCAGGUCGUCCUCUCGGCCCCGGUAUCUUCCCGGCUCGUUCUGAGCGGCACCACCGCCGUCCCCUCGGGCGUCCGCCAGAAAUCGACGUCCGCACGCACACGCCGAGCGCUCAACAUCCCCCCGCACGGGUCCUUCCUCAACCCCAACAGCAGCGCCGCCGACCGCAACGCCCGCCCCACCACGGGACAAAUCAUCUACAACCCCCCCUCCUCCGCCGCCUCCGUCUUCCACACGCCCUUCAAGUUCCUCCCCAAGCAAGACCCGCGGCGGCGCGCCAACCUCGCCUCGGAACUCUUCGCCGCCUCCACCACCAUCAACUACCCCUCCCCCGCCAACAACCCCACCCACCACCAACCAACACCGCCCGACAGCACAUCACCAUCCUCCCCAUCACCAACGGACCUCUUCCCCUCCAUUGAAGGCGAGCCGCGCUACCGGGCGCGGCACCACCUGACCAAGGCCGAUAUCGAGGAGAUGCGGCGGCUGCGCGCGGCGGACCCCGUCGCCAACAGCGUGCAGAACCUGUCGAUGCGCUUCCGCUGCAGCAAGCUGUUUGUGCUCAUGUGCUGCCAGGCGCCCAGCGGCCACCGCGAGAAGGUGCAGGCCGAGCUGGAGGCCACCAAGGCGCGCUGGGGCCCGCGCCGCGCGGCCGCGCGGGACGAGCGCAGGGCGAGGAUGGGCAUGCUGUUUAGGGGCGAGUUGUAG
Chaetomium globosum CBS 148.51 is the source of this 747-nucleotide messenger RNA. RefSeq lists its product as uncharacterized. Gene Ontology annotation, molecular function: structural constituent of ribosome. The record is from RefSeq and is a predicted model, not a curated record. The coding region runs from base 1 to 747 and encodes 248 amino acids. Gene Ontology annotation, cellular component: mitochondrial large ribosomal subunit. NCBI's taxonomy places the organism in Eukaryota, Fungi, Ascomycota, Sordariomycetes, Sordariales, Chaetomiaceae. The transcript has a single exon.